This is a messenger RNA of Tricharina praecox, 341 nucleotides long. RefSeq lists its product as uncharacterized. The transcript has 2 exons. Bases 1 to 249 code for a protein of 82 amino acids. The record is from RefSeq and is a predicted model, not a curated record. Lineage: Eukaryota; Fungi; Ascomycota; Pezizomycetes; Pezizales; Pyronemataceae.
AUGACCCGCCUCACCCUCCCCCUCACGAUCGCGCUCACCCUGCUUUUGGCUGUGGCCUCUUUGGCCGCCCCGGUCCCCGCCGCCAUCCCAGCCGCCGUCCCCGCCGCCGUCCCCGCUCCGGUGCCAGGCUGCUCAGACGGACUCUGCGAGCGCGACUACAAGCCGCCGUACAAGCCAACUUCGGGGGGGUAUAAGCCGCCGUACAAGCCCACUUCGGGGUAUAAGCCGCCUGUUAAGUAUUAUACCUAAGCCAUCAAAGGACAUAUGGGAGACGGUGCGGUGGUGCAUAAUGAGGGGGGGUGGGGAUGGUUGGAAGUUGGGUUCGGAGAGAACAGAACAGA